Durusdinium trenchii is the source of this 1837-nucleotide messenger RNA. The record is from the annotation of a GenBank genome assembly. Lineage: Eukaryota; Dinophyceae; Suessiales; Symbiodiniaceae.
AGCCGCUGGCCGCUGAAGUGGCAGGCUCAAACCAUGAUGUUGUAAUUAAAGGAGACCAUGUUGGGAUGUACCCCGGGCAAUGGUAUGCUUAUGGUUGGCAUGGGGCCUUUUGCUGACGUGUUGUGCAGUGUGUCAAAAACCGUCCACGAUGGCUACUAGCAGCAGCAACAUGAGGACCUGUGGUGACAGCUCUGCGCUGCUUCAAACCACAGCCCAUGAAAUGCUUGCAGAAGAUUCCUUUCGAAAUACCUGCAGAACGUCUGACAUCAACAGCGGCAAGUGCGUUGGCAACGAAACGUGCUUCAAUUGCAACUCCAAUCACAACGAGAAAGCAUUUCCCACCAAUGCACCUCGGUUCCCAGCCGGGCGUUUGCUUUGCAGGGGCGAAAGUGGAACCACUUGCCAAAUGGUGGAGAGUGAUACCAUUGUUUUCAAGGAUUCUGGAGACUACUUAGCAUGCGAAGGACUGGGGAUCUGCAGAAACGCUUGGAAUGUACAGAAUGCAGGUGCAGCUUGCUGCGUGGGCGUCAGAGAUCCCACAGAAGGUCAGACGUGCGUCGGCACAACCAUCAGCUUAGCUGUGGAUGGGCCGUGCGAGCAUGACAUGUGCUGUGACGGCAACCAGGUUUGCACCCAGUCAACAUUUACUGGUCUUGGCAGCCUCAGCUGCAGAGGACACGAAACUUGCACCAACAUCACUGCUGAGCUGCAACGGGAUUUAUACUGCAAUGUUACUUCCAUUGUUGCAUCUCAACAGUCGCGGUCCUCGAACACGUGCGGUGCAUUUGGAAGAAUCACUACUUCAUUCAUUUUUGUCACAGGAGGUCCUCAUGUCAUAGAUUGCCUUGGAAAUGAAGUAUGUCGAGGGUCAACCUUCGAUUUUGCCUCCAAUUCCUCGAUCUCCUUCGAAUGCGACUCGAAGGCUCCAGGCACUCCUUCAUUUGGCGCCAACGCUUGCAGGGGCUCAAAGACCAAGGUCACAUUGAAGGGAGACACUUGCUUGGACUUGAUCUGUGGUGGAAGCAAUGUCGACAGCCAGGAUUGCAGAUCAAUGACCAUCAGUUUAACUUCCAGCGAUCGGUGCUUCUAUCAGGGACCGCCUGACAAUAGACCCGCACAGUGCAACGAAACCAAUUCCAGCCAGUGUGGCGCUAUUCCUCGUGAUGAUAUUUGCUGUGCCGAGGGAAGUGAAUCGGACAGUUGUGGUGAGUGCUGCCCCCAAGUUACAACCACCAGCACUCAGCCAGAUAUAACAACCACAACCACAAGAAAAGUCACAACAACCACCAAAACGACAACACGAAAGCCAUACAACUACUUCCGUCGAACUCGUCGAACUCGUAGGGAGCAUCGGCGUGAACAUCGACGGCAUCGACGCUGGGAUCGAAGGCAUGGACGGCAAUACCGCUACUAUAGUGGCCAAUACCGCUACGACAGCCAGCCAAAUGGCCAAGGCCGCUAUGACAACGAGCCAAGGAGCCGCUUUAGGAGCGGCAGGCAAGGAAUCGUGCGAAGAUCACUGCAACAAUGGCCAUGAGUUGCAAAUGUCAACAACAGAACUUUGUUGCAUGUAAGCGUGACGCAAAUGAACCGUCGCCUUAAUGAGUACUGGUUUAGUUAAAUCCAAGUGUGCUAGAAAUCUUGGAAACUACAAAAAAGGUACCCGCUUUCAAUGUGUGUGUGAUUUUGGCGCACGCAUAUGUUGUGUUUCUUUCAAUUUCUUUUGCGGACAAGCUCGGAAAGACAUCCUGGCUGGCAAAAUUUUGGCACACAAGUGCGAAGCAGGCAAGAAGACCUGUCCUACAUGUGCAGCUGUUCAAAAAAAGGUGGAUUCAAC